Phytophthora nicotianae INRA-310 is the source of this 1497-nucleotide messenger RNA. RefSeq lists its product as hypothetical. Lineage: Eukaryota; Oomycota; Peronosporomycetes; Peronosporales; Peronosporaceae. Gene Ontology annotation, molecular function: DNA binding. Bases 146 to 1324 code for a protein of 392 amino acids. The record is from RefSeq and is a predicted model, not a curated record. The transcript has a single exon.
CACAACCACUUUCUCCCUCUGCUCGCUUUAUUCUGCAAUUCGCCGCAAAGAUCGCAAGCAUUUGCUGGUGUUGCGUGCGUGUUACCGGUACAAUAUCAGUAAGUUGAACCCUCCGAAUCAGAGCCACCCACGCCAGCCAGGAAGCAUGUCGGAGUACUCGGAGAUGGCGCACAAGCACAUGGCCAACGCGCCCGGCAGCGCCGUGAAUGACAGCUACAACCCGGUCUACCAGCCUCAGAUGCACAUGCAGGCGCCGCCUCCGCAGCAUCCCGUGCGCUUCCAGGAGCUGCCUCGCCUACAGGUGCCUCCUUUCGCACUCACGCAGCAGUCUCCGGCUUGGAAAAUGCCGCAGGAGCAGCCUGCGCCGCGUAUGAGCGUGUCCAACCUUCUCUCCGGGAGCUUCCGGAGUCGCGCUGCGCCGCAGCAGACCCCUCUGCUGACUCCCCCGUCCCCUCCUGCCCCAGUACAAGCGCCCGCUCCGGCUCCUCGCCGUCUACCGAGUUUCGCUGACAUCUUGGCUCGAACGAACCUCCUGCACCUGAUGGGCCGGUCGAGCGAGCCCACGGAGGCCCCCGCUCCCGCCAUGGAGGCGCCUAUGGAGGAGGAAAUGCAGAUGCAGCCGCAGCCGGAACAGCAUAUGAUGGCUCCUAUGUACCAGCCACAGCCAAUGCAGCCCAUGGAAGGCAGCUACACGGCGUACGCACCACCUCGCGUGGACACUAACAUGAACAUGGACACGUCGUCUACUAUGGGCGAUGAACUGCAGAGCCCCAUGGGCGCAGCAUCGCCCGUGAGCCAGACGAGCGAGACCAAUAAGCGACGUGAACGCUGGACGGAAGACGAACACGCCCGCUUCAUGGAGGGCCUGAACCGUUACGGACGCAAGUGGAAGAAAAUCCAGACGUUCGUUAAGACCAAGACGGCCGUACAGGUGCGCACUCAUGCGUACGGCUACUUUGCCAAGCUAUUGCGUAAUAUGCCCGAGGACGACGCCAUCUGGGAGCUCGCCGAGGAAAUGAGCUCCCUGCCUGGCGCCGUACUCAAGGGCCCGGGCAACGGCAAGCGCCGUAAUGAGCCCAAGACGGAUGAGGCCGGCAUGGAAGUGCUCCGCCGCUUUGUGUUCUCUAAAAAGAAAUCGGAGGACAAGAAGCAACUCCCGGCCUCUAGUAAUGACGCGAAUGAGGACCGCGAGAACGUGGAGAUGGCCGAGUCGACGCCCUCUAACGCCAACUCGCAGCCCACGGGGUCGUGGAGCUCCACGCAGCAGUGGAAGGCUGACGACUCGGACGCGCUGCUGGAGAUCAAGCGCCAGCGCCUGAAUUAGUAGUAUAUUUUUGCGGCCCCCAUGAGUGGAAAUUGUAGGCAUCAGAAUAAUAGGACACACAAAAGAUCACGACAAGUGUAUAAAAAGAAACGAUAUACACUCGGCAAACGCUAUUUAUUUGACGCAUACAAAUUUGGUGGUGGCAAUGAAGGCUGCAACGCGUUCCUAACAAC